AUGCCCAGCGCUCCGCAGGCGCCCGCGCGGCGCCCCAAAGAGGCCCCCGAGCAAGGACCCCGCGCUGGCCGCGCCAUGGCGGCCUCCGGCGGGGACGCGGUGCAGGAUGGGUUGCAUCCAAGGAAUCUUAUCCCCGAGCUUUGUAGGCUGUUUUAUGGUUUAGGCUGGGUAACAGGAACUGGUGGAGGAAUCAGCUUGAAACAUGGGGAUGAAAUCUACAUCGCUCCUUCAGGAGUCCAAAAGGAAAGAAUACAGCCAGAAGAUAUGUUUGUUUGUGACAUGAAUGAACAGGACAUCAGUGGUCCUCCACUGCACAAGAAACUAAAGAAAAGCCAGUGCACACCUCUUUUUAUGAAUGCCUACACUAUGAGAGGGGCAGGCGCAGUGAUCCAUACACAUUCCAAGGCUGCUGUUAUGGCUACCCUCCUUUACCCAGGGAGUGAGUUCUCUAUUACCCAUCAGGAGAUGAUAAAAGGAAUCCAGAAGUGUACUUCAGGAGGCUAUUACAGAUAUAAUGAUACACUAGUGGUUCCUAUUAUUGAGAAUACACCAGAAGAGAAGGAUCUCAAGGAGAGAAUGGCACGUGCAAUGGAAAAAUACCCAGACUCUUGUGCUGUGCUGGUCAGACGUCACGGUGUUUAUGUAUGGGGAGAGACGUGGGAAAAAGCCAAAACUAUGUGUGAAUGUUAUGACUACUUGUUUGAUAUCGCAGUGCAGAUGAAGCAGCAUGGGCUAGAUCCUUCAAAACAUCCAGCAGGAGAAAAUGGGAUCUUGUAAAUGUCAACAACAUUUAUACUCAGGUUUCUUACAUGAUGAUGGGAGUUCCAGCUUUCACCCCACAUUACUGAAGCCAGAAGGGGGUGCUGAUCCUCAGCUGAUUGACAAUUGAGAGCAGCAACUUUUAACUGUUAAAUGCACCCAAGAAUUAAAGGACAGUUAAAAAAAAAAAAAAACUUCUGAACAAUCAUUGCAAUUUCCAAGUCCUGUCGAAUGCCACAGUAGAAGGAAUGAAAAUUCAGAUGCAAAAAUACUUUGAGAAACUUUGGAGAACUAAUGUCCCAUUUUGCUUUUGUGCCUUAAAAAUUCAUAUUUCAACAACCUGCACUUGUUGAUCCUGCCCUAAUGCUACAUCAUUUAACUUGAAAUAAGUCUGCAUUUCUGAAAGUUAUUGUAGCUUUUAUUCUUCCAGAAAAAAGUGACGACAGCCCCUUAAUUAGAAGUUAAUAAAGUUUAAAGCAUUGUUUGAACUGUUGAUUCCUUCAUACCAUGUUUGUGUUUAUGUUUUCGGGGGUUUUUUUCUUUUUUUAAAUUAAGCCUGUAGCAUAUGUAUUUUUAAACUCUCCUAAUUGUCAUUAUAAUGAGAAGGAAAUUUUAUAGCAUGUAUUUUGCAGUUGUUACUGAGGGACUGCUCUGGGUCUUAUCUUUUUAAAUUCCUUUACUUUGAAUAACAGCUUUGUAUGACCUCUGCUUAGCCCCCACCCCAAGGUAGAUUUAAUCAACCUGCUCAUUCAAACACAGUCUCGCAUAAUUAUGACAGAAUCUUCUUUCAAAAUCUUCUGGACUGGCCCCCUGGUGGCAUCAGUGUAAGCUCAAUUGACCAAUUUUCUAACUGGAUAUUGAGACCUCAGUCCCAAGGGUGAGCUGAGCCAGGCUAAGUGCCAGCUGGCCCUGGUUUCUGCUAGGGGCUGUGCAUUCCCACCACUUCCGUUUCCAUCAUCUCUGGCACUUUUUUGGAGCUUCCAUGAGGUGAAUUAACUCUUCGGCCUAAAAUAAAACUACUGUGGGAGUGAGGGAAAAAUUGUUUCAAUUAUUUCCUACUACUAAGUCACUGAUAAAAACACUGAAUCGAGUCAAAGGUGGGUCCAAAGAGAACCUAGAGCCAGGGCAAGAGGAGAUGGCUGAUGCCAAAGAUGGCAGACACCACUUCCCCCUUUUCCGGGGGAUGACAAUUAAGGUCAGUGUUUGUGUACCUUAGGCAUGUUUGCCCUUCCCUCUUGUACCUCUGUACCUGCAAUGUGCAACUUUUAACCCUUAGGGGGACCUUGGUUAUGGUAAAUAAUGGUUAUCACUGAGUAACUACAGGUUGUUUGCUAUAUGUUUAUUGAUACAUUUUUUCAUUAUUAGACAUUUCUCAGGGGCAAAUAGUUUGUCACAUUCCACAUCUUCUGAGUGUAUGUGUAUUGCAGUAAGAACUUGUGUGAAAAUGCUAUUUUUUAGACCAGAGGGUGACUUUGGACAGGCUGCUUCACUUAAGCAUAAAAUAUCUCUGACGUGUGUUCAAGACUUGAGAGGUGCAGCUGACUUUAAGGGAAAGCAGACUGUAAUUCUCUCAGCUUUUCUUCCCUGUGGAUGUACUAAUAAAAACAUUUCAUGUGACAAUCCAA
Molecule: messenger RNA, 2384 nt
Organism: Melospiza georgiana
Lineage: Eukaryota; Metazoa; Chordata; Aves; Passeriformes; Passerellidae
Gene: APIP
Product: APAF1 interacting protein
Exons: 8
Coding region: 1-777 (258 amino acids)
Cellular component (GO): cytoplasm
Molecular function (GO): metal ion binding; methylthioribulose 1-phosphate dehydratase activity
Source: RefSeq, a predicted model, not a curated record